Messenger RNA from Clupea harengus (Atlantic herring), 2104 nucleotides. RefSeq names its product coiled-coil domain-containing protein 63-like. Gene Ontology annotation, biological process: outer dynein arm assembly; cilium movement. Gene Ontology annotation, cellular component: axoneme. NCBI's taxonomy places the organism in Eukaryota, Metazoa, Chordata, Actinopteri, Clupeiformes, Clupeidae. The record is from RefSeq and is a predicted model, not a curated record.
CCUCCACCCUUGUUAGCUCCACCACUUUCCUUAGCCAAUAAUAUUAGUCAUUUUUAAAACCAAUUUGUUUUUAGGUGUGUACUUUCAUGUUUCACACUCUCUCAGCAACAAUAGCGCCACGGUACUGUACAGUACACAAAUGUGUCAUCCAACAAUAGCCAGAUCAGCAGCACCAGUGCCCCAGCACCAACAGAAAGACUCUUAUAUAAGGGGAUUAUCUUUCUCUGCACAAAAAGGGAGAGUUGCGUUGUGCAUAUAAGCCUUGGCAUAGAAAUAUAUGAAGGAACAUUUAGCCUUCAGUAUACACGCAGGCUUGUCAUUUAUUUGAAUUUCAUAAAUGAGUAUAUGCUUUCUUUCUUUUACUGGUAAACAGCAGUAUUUUAUACAGAUAUUUACCACUUUGAAACAGAAUACAGAACAGUUUGGCCAAGCAAUGUCUGCUCGGGCUCGCUGAUUAGAAUUUAGUGACGUCAUUCCUUUACGUUAUGAGUGAAUUCGACUAUUGCAUCACAAUGAAGUGGAUUUUUGGAACACGCGCGCAUUUAAUUCUCGUUCCAGACGUAUACCGAAAAUAUUUUCUUCCCCGACGAGGUCAAGUAAAACGGAGAAAAAAAGAUAAGGAAAAUGAAGGAGAGGCUUGUCGAGCAGCACCAGCACCUCCUGCUGGAGACCGACAGUUAUGUGGAGCUCAACCGCAAAGAGAAAGAGAAAGUUGCCCAAGUGGAGGCCAAGAUGAAGGCAAUGCAAAGCAGGAUCUGGGAGAAGAAGAAGCAGUUGGGACGCUUGAGUUCCACCCAUAGCAAACCUCUUCAACAGAUUAAACACAUUCGCUUCCUGGAGGGCCGUCUCAGCCAGGCCACGCUACGGUUUGACAAGCAGCUGACUAAGAACAAGACCAUACGGGAUGGCAUCGACCACCUGCGCCAGCAGAGAAGAAUGCUGGACAGCAUUUACCGCCGCCUCAACAAGGAGGUGGCCAUGCAGCACCAGGUCAUGGACGAGCUGGUGGAGAAAUCAAUGCUCGCCUAUGACCAGAGGUCACAGGCGCAGGCUCGUAUGUUGGCUGUGCGGGAUCGCAGUAAGAAAGAGACCACUCAGGCACAGACAGAGAUGACAGAGCUGCAGAGGGUCAUCGACCACGAGACGAAGCUCCGCAACUUCAUGUUCCAGAAGUCAAAGGAGUAUGUGCCCCUGAUGGAGGAUGAGGAGGGCAAGAGGAAGAAAGCAGAGCAGGCCCAACGGGAGCGAAUGGGAGGAGAGGGUAUAGAGGUGUACCAGGCCGUGUACAAACACAUUUUGAACGUCACCGGAGAGCUUAGCCUGCGCAAGAUUGCCCAGAAGUUUGAGGUGAAUGAGGAGAAGAGCUUCGGCUACUUCAGUUACAUCAACGAGCUGAACAACAGGAGCACCAUGCUAAGGGGUCACGUUAACAAGCUGAAGAGUGAGAUUGAGCACUAUGAGCUGCAGAAUAAUCAGCAUGGCAAGCAGUGGCAAGAUCAACUGAAAGAGCUGGAGACUGAGCUUGAGAAGAAACGCUCUGAAGCCAAUGAGAUGGAGGCUCAGCACAAACUGGUGUGCAAGUCCCUUGACCAGAUGAAGAUAGCCAUCGCUGAACUCUUCAGCAAGAUGAAGUGUGACCCCUCACCCAUCACCGGCAAGCUGGGCAGCAGUGCUGAGGUCACUGAUGACAACGUCACCCAGUUCAUAGGGAUUUUGGAGGAGAGUCUGCAUGAGCAGCUGAUGCAUAUGAUGCAGUGCAAUUGGAAUCGGGCCGAGGACCUGGAGCUGCCUGCCUUCAACAUGCUGCUGGACAGCUGCCGCCUGCUGCCCACGCUCGCCACCUCCGUGGUCGAGCCGCCCUCAGCCGCCUCCUUUGAGGAGGCAGCACUGGACGUGCUCCAGGGGCCAGGCAGUGAGAAGACCCUGGACUACAAGAGCUUGUGUGAGCUAGCGGUGAAGCGUGUGGUGCAGGCGGAGCAAGGCAAAGGCCAGAAGCCGACCUCGGCCAUGAGUGCCCAGAAGGGCAAGAAGAAGACGACCUUCGCUGCCCCCAAAUCUGCCUGAGCGCCGGCCAUCUCUCCCCUUCCCCCAAUAAACACAAACA